This is a messenger RNA of Dromiciops gliroides (monito del monte), 7307 nucleotides long. It is a transcript of the gene ASXL2, whose product is annotated as ASXL transcriptional regulator 2. Gene Ontology annotation, molecular function: chromatin binding; DNA binding; peroxisome proliferator activated receptor binding. The transcript has 13 exons. Lineage: Eukaryota; Metazoa; Chordata; Mammalia; Microbiotheria; Microbiotheriidae. Bases 298 to 4665 code for a protein of 1455 amino acids. Gene Ontology annotation, cellular component: PR-DUB complex. The record is from RefSeq and is a predicted model, not a curated record. Gene Ontology annotation, biological process: animal organ morphogenesis; positive regulation of transcription by RNA polymerase II.
UGUACAGUAAGAGUCCAAUAUGGCAGCGGCGGCGGCGGCGGCAGCAGCAGCAACAGCAGUGGCAACGACAGCCAGAGGACCGGCCGCCCCCUAGACCCCGGCGCGCGGCCCCUCUCGCUGCUCCUCCUCCUCUCUCGGCCUGGGCUCUCCUUCGGCUCCACUUCCCCCAUUCUUCCUUCUUUCCCGGCACAGCGGGGAAAGCCGCGCAGGCGGGCGGGCGAGCGAGCGAGCUAGCGGUGAGAGGGCGGGCGGCCGGACCCCGGACACGGGAACCUCCCAGCCAAUCUAAGCCCCGACAUGAGGGAAAAGGGCCGUAGGAAGAAGGGCAGGACCUGGGCGGAGGCCGCCAAGACGGUCCUGGAGAAAUAUCCCAAUACACCCAUGAGCCAUAAAGAAAUUCUUCAAGUUAUACAGAGGGAGGGAUUAAAAGAAAUCAGAAGUGGAACAUCUCCCCUUGCAUGUCUGAAUGCAAUGCUGCACACCAACUCGAGAGGGGAAGAAGGGAUUUUCUACAAGGUUCCCGGUAGAAUGGGAGUAUAUACCCUGAAGAAAGAUGUUCCAGAUGGCGUAAAAGAGUUAUCAGAAGGUUCUGAAGAGAGCAGCGAUGGUCAGUCAGACUCCCCAAGUUCUGAGAACAGCAGCAGUAGCAGUGACGGUGGGAGCAACAAGGAGGGCAGGAAGAGCAGGUGGAAGAGGAAAGUAUCGUCUAGACUGUCACAGCCAUCUUCCCCCCAGUCAAGCUGUCCAUCUCCCUCCAUCUCAGCUGGUAAAGUCAUCUCUCCAUCCCAGAAGCACAGCAAGAAGGCACUGAAACAGGCUUUAAAGCAGCAGCAGCAAAAGAAACAGCAGCAGCAGCAGCAGCAGCAGCAACAGCAACAAUGUCGAACAAACAUGCCCAUCUCCUCUAAUCAGCACCUUCUGCUGAAGACUGUCAAAGCAGCCAGUGACCCUGUGCCCACUAAACCUGCAGUGUGGGAAGGAAAGCAGUCAGAUGCACAGUCGAGCAGUCCCCAGAAUUCAAAUUCUAGUUCCUCUUCUUCCGUUAAAGUUGAAAACCCCCUGCCAGGUUUGGGGAAGAAACCAUUCCAGAGAUCCGACAGGCUACAUACAAGACAACUGAAAAGGACUAAAUGUGCUGAAAUUGAUGUUGAAACACCUGAUUCUAUCCUGGUUAACACCAAUCUGAGGGCUCUAAUCAACAAGCACACAUUUUCAGUCCUUCCUGGGGACUGCCAGCAGCGACUUUUGCUUUUGCUUCCAGAGGUAGACCGGCAGGUGAGUGAAGUUGGUGCAGAUGGUUUGAUGAAGCUGAAUGGUUCAGCCCUUAACAAUGAAUUUUUCACCUCAGCUGCUCAAGGCUGGAAGGAAAGAUUAUCAGAAGGUGAGUUCACACCUGAAAUGCAGGUGAGAAUAAGACAAGAAAUUGAGAAGGAGAAAAAAGUAGAGCCAUGGAAGGAACAAUUCUUUGAGAGCUAUUAUGGGCAGAGUUCUGGGUUGAGCCUUGAGGAUUCUAGAAAGCUGACUAGUGCUACCAGUGACCCCAAAAUGAAGAAACCCCCAACUGAACAACCCAAACCCACACCACCUUCCGAUGAGCCUCCCAUCAAAACAGUGGCGGCAGCCCCUGAAGCAGAGUCUAAACCCGUGCAGCUGCUUUCCCCAGUAAAGAAAGAAUCAGGAGAGAGCACAGAAGAAGUGUCACCCAAACCCUCCCAAGCCUCAGAGCCUUUAGUUUCCUCAACUAGCAGUGUCACUGAACAAAACACAACAGGUCCUAUCACAGCCCCAGAGGAUGAGGAGCCCUCAGGCCAAAGGAAGCCAGUAACCUCUGCUGAGCCAAAGCCUGAAAAUGAAAGUCAUCUCACUGCAGCUACUCCCAUCAUCAAGGAAGACCAAGGCACAGCUAUUUUGACUCCAAGCAAACCAAAGAGCCCCGGAAUUGGAAAACCAACUACAAGACCAGUCACAGAAGAAGGUCCUCAGGAGAACACUGUGAAAGACGCCCCUCCCUCAGAGCACAGUGAUCAGAACCCAGAAGGUCUCAAGAGGAAAUCUUCACUCACCCAAGAAGAGACCCCCAUGAGCUGGGAGAAAAGGCCUCGUGUCCUUGAGAACCACCAGCACCAGCAGUCGCUUCAAGCCUCUCAGCAGCCCUUUCCCAUCAGAGGGGAAAGGGUCCAAGUUCGAAAAGUGCCACCACUCAAGAUCCCGGUCUCCAGAAUCUCCCACGUGCCAUUUCCUACAGGACAGGUCUCUCCCAGGGUUCGUUUUCCAGCCUCUAUCACUAGUCCCAACCGAAAAGGAGCCAGAACCCUUGCAGACAUCAAAGCAAAAGCCCAGCUGGCCAAAGCCCAGAGGGCAGCUGCCGCCGCCGCCGCUGCCGCUGCUGCCGCUGCCUCUGUUGGGGGGACCAUCCCAGGUCCUGGCCCCGGAGGGGGAGGAGAAGGAACCACAGAAAGAGGAGGGGAUCCAGGAUCAGGUGGAGCCAGUGAAACUGGAAAAGGGAACACACUGGAACUGGCAGGAACUGGAAGCAGGGGAGGUACGAGAGAGCUUUUACCCGAUGGUUCAGAGACUCAAUCCCAAAUUGAGACCAAGGCCCCAGGCCCGGCCUCACCUCACAGUGGCGCUAGAGCACAACUACAGCAAGCCCCCUCCUUACCAUCCAGAUCUGCAGUCAGUGGAGCAUGUCCAAGUAGCCCCUCACCAGCCCUCACUAACCCACCCCCCCCAACUUUAGAGAAGCAGAAGAGUGAAAAUCCAGGCUUCUCUUUGGGGACAGACAGAAUGGUUCCCUGUAGCCCUUCACAGACUCCCGGAAACUUCAGACAAGAGCAAGCACCUUCUCCUUCAGCAGGCUCAGCCCUGACCUCAGGGAGCUCACCUGCUCAGGUUACAGCAGAAUGCACAGUCGAGCCUAGAGCUAGUUCGAGGAAGGACAUAAUAAGCAGUGCAGCUGUAGUAGAGACAAGUCCUCACGCUCCCGUGGAGGGGGCACCUUCCUCUUUGACAACUUCACCAACAGCAGCCACUUUAGAACAGCCUGCGCCACCCCAGACCAGUGUUACUGCAGCACCUACUGUAUCAGCUCCAUCUUCUAGCACUUUGCCGACCUCUAGCCUUAAAGCCCAAGGAGCUUCCUCAAAUACAAGUGGUCCCACUGCACGGCCAAGCUCUAGUAUUCCUGCUAAUAACCCUUUGGUCACCCAGCUGCUCCAAGGGAAAGACGUUCCCUUGGAGCAGAUACUGCCUAAGCCUCUCACCAAAGUAGAAAUGAAAACUGUUCCAUUGGUUACAAAGGAGGAGAAAGGGACAGGAGCACCCAGGGACACCAGCAUCACGGGAACUAGUGCCAGAGGGGAAGGUAGUGAGAGACAGUCUCAUCUGUCUGCACCUCAGCUGGAGAAACUCCAUCAGAGUAAGCAGUUACCCCAGGUCCCAAGGACCCUCCACCUCUUCUCAGGAAAGGACCUGAGGGACUCCAACAUUGAUCAGUAUCCUUGCCAAGAAGGACUCAAUAAGGCAACCCAAGAGCAGCUCCUCCAGACACUCAUUAAAAGGGUUCAGAGGCAGAACCUGCUGUCAGUCUUGCAGCCCACCCAGUUCAGCCUCACUCACUCAGGUUUCCAGUUAGAGGACAUCUCUACCAGCCAGAGAUUUAUGCUGGGAUUUGCAGGCAGAAGGACAUCCAAGCCUGCCAUGUCAGGCCACUACUUACUCAACAUUUCCACCUACGGCCGGGGUUCAGAAAGCUUUAAGAGAGCCCAGUCCAUGAAUUCUGAGGAUCGUUUUUGUCUGCACAGCCCUCCUGAGGCCUUUAAAAUGGAACACCAGGAUUACAAGGGGGCUGUGGCAGAUGGCAGCAGCAGUAAGGAGGAAGAGGAGACUGAUGAAGAAAGUACUGAUGAUGAAGAACAACAGAUUCUUGUGAAGGAGGAGCCCUUAGCUUCCCAGGUUCCUGGCAAGUGCGAAGGAGGCGCAGGAACCUAUGGCAAAGAUACCCUAUCGACCUAUGACACUCUAACCAACAAGAAUAGGAAAGCUGAAGCGCCAGUGAUGGGUCAUGCCACGGUCAGCAAGGAGAACUUCCACGUCUUUCCUACAGGUCAGGUUUUUGACGGAAACACCCUGGCCAGAGAUUUCAUUCAGGCAGCACAGGAGCGAAUGGCCCAUGCAAUGAGGGGAAAGGUGAUAAAUAGUAGCCCUGAGCUAUAUGGUACUCUUCCUCUCCCCACAGAGAGCCCUACCCAUCAGCCCCUGCUCCUUCCACCACUGCAAACCCCAAAGCUUUAUGGAAGCCCACCACGCCAGCUUGGGCCAAGCUAUAGAGGCAUGAUCAAUGUCUCUACUUCUUCUGACGUGGACCACGGCUCUGCUGUGUCAGCAAUACCUGACUGUAAUCAGGUGUCUAGCAACAUGGGGGAUGUCAUGUCCUUCUCUGUGACAGUCACCACCAUCCCUGCCAGCCAGGCAAUGAACCCCAACAGCCAUGGACAGACCCUCCCUGUGCAGGCCUUCCCUGAAGAAAACAGUGUGGAGGACUCGCCUUCCAAAUGCUAUUGCAGGUUGAAAGCCAUGAUCAUGUGCAAAGGCUGUGGCGCCUUCUGCCAUGAUGAUUGCAUUGGCCCUUCCAAACUGUGUGUCUCCUGCCUUGUGGUCCGGUGAGAGACGGUGGAAGAGCAAAAAAUGAGAGCAAUCCUAGGGAGGAAGAAGUGGAUAAACAAGGAUACAGGGAGGCACAAGUGUGUACAGGUCCUUCUUUGGGAAUCACAGGAAGAAAUAACUCAUUUCAAUUGUCUUACUCAAGAGAUAAAUGUUACUUAAUCAGGAAUACAGAAUACAGUUUUUACCUUUUAAUGGAAGAGCACCUUGUUGUACAGUAAGUCUAAGUCAAACAAGACUUUGUGAAUUGUGACAAGUUUGCACUUAUAAAAUCAUGUAAAUAUGUCACAUUAUUUUGUUUAAAAAUUAUUUUUCCAAGUGUUUAGGAGAUAAUGUAUUACCGUGGACUCAUGUUUUGGUUCCAGUUCACAUGACUCAGAAAAGUUUGUUACCCUGGAAGAAGAGAGCCACUUCCCUCCCAACCUCUCCCUUGUGGGUCAGGCUAAGAAAGGAAGGUAGAGGGAAGGGCCAAUGGUAAUAGCUCUCCAUCCUAAUGAAGGCCUUGAAAUUUUCAUUGGAGAAAUUACUUGGCCUUCUUGAAGGAUUUGGGCACAGGGCACAUACUUAAUCCCUUUGCCUAAGAGAGAGCCUUGUUCAGUUUGGACAUUGCUAAGGCACUCGUUUCACGAAGAGCAUUGCAAACCUUUUUUUCCACCAGCUCUGACCUGCUCCUCUGCUUCUAGUCUCCCAGAAGCUGUGUGGCAUCUGAGCACUAUGCCUGUGGAUACUUGCCAUUCUCCUAAUCCCACCCACGUGCCCUGAGACAGGGUAGUCUAGGAAGGGUGCAGCACCUUGGGCCUGGCUGCCUGCUAGCUUUGGGUAGGGCAGUGAUUCCAGCAAUAACAAUGAGCACUUAGUUACUCCUGGGAGCUCUUGAGUAGGUCAGCAGCAGACAUUUAAUAAAGGCGGGGGGGGGGGGGGCAGUAGUAGAACUUGGGGUAUAUUUCCUUUCAGGUAUGUUUGAAAUUGUGGGGGCACGGAAGAGCAAAAACUUGCUCAGUUUUAACACUAGCCUUGAAAUAGUCUCAUCUUUCUUUCCUCAACCAGACACUCAGUUCUGAGCAGACAGUCCUUAGAUAGGAUAAGUGACUAAUGCCAUAGUCGAAGCUUCUGUUUUGGCCUGACAGGACACUGUGGGGCAUGUACUAGGCUAAUAAUUUAUAUAUUUUUAAAUUUAUAUAUGUAUAUAUAUAUAUAUUUUUUUUAAGACACAAGUCAGGCACUUUUCAUAUUUUUGAAAAUACCAAACCCUUAGUUUGUCUGUGUCUGCUCUGGAAAGCCUAAGAGUAAUGAUGUCUACGCAUGAGCAAGGGAGAAACAGUAGAUUCACCUGGGAGUACAAAACUAGAACAGAGGUCUGCACCCUGGCUAAAUAGGACUGGAAGUUAGCAUUGGCUUAGUGGGCCUAGCACCGCAACCAGAAUUUAGUAAAUUUGGGGUGAUCUUGACUUGCAAAAAUUGUCAUGUUGAAUACAAGGCCUAAUAUCAAGUGUGUAAAAUAGAAUUAUCAAUGCAGCUGACAAAUACAACUAGUUACAUUCAGACUUAAUAUUCAGGGCAUGGCAUUUCUGAAGUCCAAAACAUUUUAGAACUUAAAAAUUGAAUUACAUUCCAGAAUAGGAGGUAGCAGGAGAUACCUAUUUAGUAUUACUUGAUCCUUUCCCAUUUGACUCUCUCCACCCCCAUCCCUUUCCCUGCCCCCUUGUCUUUGUUCUUUUAAACUACACAAUCUUGACCCCCACCCCCAUUCCAAAUUUUGUAUAAGAUUUCCAUCCCCAUUAGUAGUCUCUUUGUUCCCCUGCUGUGGCCUGAUGCAGUCAUAGGACUGUGUCUGAAAUUUAUGCUCCAGCUGGCAUGAUAUUCUUCCAUUGUUGGUGCCUAUGCACAUCCAGUCCAGAAGAAGGAGGACUGCAAGAAUCCCAGAGUUGGCAGCAGCUGCUCCAAUUAAGGCACACAGCAGGAGGUCAGACUCCGGGUUUGUUCUGUUCUCUUUCUACCUGCAGGUAGAAAUGCUCUUAGCAAGUUAAAGAGGUUGUAAGUAGAGAAGAAUUUGGCGUGCUGGUGGGUAACUUCAUUCUGUCUCUCUACUUUCUUCCCUAUGCAGGUAGUGUAGUGGGGCUCAUCAGCAUAUAUGGGUCAGGGAAAGUUCUGGCUGCUCCUUAAAUCUAGGGAUCGACAAAUGAGUUAGGAAGGGAAACUUAAGGCGCAUCACAAGGCCAGUCUGUAUUGUCUCUUAAUUCAUGACUGCAGUUUUAAAAAAAACCCACAAAACUUAAACUUUGUAAGUCUUCACCAGAUGCUCUAACAUGUAGGUUAAUUAAAGCAAGCUCUCAAUUUUCAAAAUUUGUUAACAGCAAAAAAACAAGAAAUAGAUGUUUAUUUCCCCCACAAUGCAGUGUUUGAGUGCAUUCCUGCCCUGUCUUCUCAGACUGUCACAACUUAUAAAAAGGAUUAAGUCCAUUUUUCUGUUGUUGAUGAUCAUGUGUGAACUAUAAGGAAACCAGAGGGUGUAGGUCACAUCCAAUUUCACAUUCUCUGCUGGAAAAUAGCAAUGUUGUUCAAGUUGAAAGUCAUGUCUUGUAUAUUAAAGAACCUCCCCCCCCCCCAAAAAAAAAAACAACCUCCCAAAACCAAAACAUAACAAA